This is a messenger RNA of Archocentrus centrarchus (flier cichlid), 1684 nucleotides long. RefSeq names its product RNA-binding protein 4.1-like. The transcript is spliced from 3 exons. Gene Ontology annotation, molecular function: mRNA binding; zinc ion binding. Gene Ontology annotation, cellular component: nucleus. Bases 312 to 1571 code for a protein of 419 amino acids. The record is from RefSeq and is a predicted model, not a curated record. NCBI's taxonomy places the organism in Eukaryota, Metazoa, Chordata, Actinopteri, Cichliformes, Cichlidae.
CUGCUCUUCCUAAACAGCUGUGUGUGUGUAGAUCCUGAAAAUGCUUUAGUGCUCAGGUACUGAUCAUACACGUUUAGAAACAUGAUUGUGGGACAUUUCACACAGACUCAUCCUCCAUCUUGCGUGUUGGUUUCCUUUAUCUCCGUGGGUGAGCGCCGUGGCUUAGCUGUGGCUGCUAGCUGGUCCCUCCCAGAAAGCGCUAGCGGGGCUAGCCGCAUGUAUCCGCCUGCUUGCCGCGCUUAGCCGCCAUUUCAUUGUUUGAGGGCGAAGACGAAGAGCGCAGCUUUCAGAGAGACGUUGGACCCUGCACAAUGGUGAAAAUAUUCAUAGGGAACCUGUCUCCGGACACCACAUCAGAUGAACUUCGCUCCCUCUUCUCGCAGUAUGGCAAGAUUGCCGAAUGCUCCAUUGUCAAGAACUUUGGCUUUGUGCACAUGGAUGACAAAGCGGAGGCCGAAGAAGCCAUCCGCAAUCUCCACCAGUAUGAGCUAAAUGGCCAGCCCAUGAAUGUGGAAUUAAGUCGUGGCAAGUCGAGAGGAUCCACCAAACUGCACGUUGGCAACAUUGCCUGUACCAACCAGGAGCUGCGGGCCAAGUUUGAAGAGUUUGGCACUGUGUUGGAGUGUGACAUAGUAAAAAACUACGCUUUUGUUCACAUGGAGCGGAUGGAGGACGCCAUGGAAGCCAUUAAUCAGUUAGACAACACAGCUUUUAAAGGCAAACUGAUGAGCGUGAAGCUUUCGACUAGCCGCCUGCGUACUGCGCCGGGAAUGGGAGACAGAUCGGGUUGUUAUCGUUGCGGGCAGGAAGGCCACUGGUCCAAAGAAUGCCCUCUUGACCAAAAUGGCUACCACGGUUCAGAGCCAAAGUCUGAUGGAUACGAUGCCUCGAGAUUUGGCGGGCGUGGUCGCAGCAGGGGUUAUCAUCCGGACUUCAGUGGCGAUCCAGAUUACGGUGGCAGCUAUGCUCCUGUGCAUGGUUUUUCCCGAGGUUCUGGUCACAGCAGCAACAUGGCAGGGUACAGAAGAGGUGCGGGCUAUGAGAGUGCAAUGAGGUAUGGGCCACACCCGGGUUAUGGCGUAAGUGCUGCUGCAGAACAUAGCAUGGCUCAGAUGUAUGGCGGCGAGGCGGCAUACAGGGGCAACGGCUCACUCUAUGGCGCGUUCCCAGCCUACCCGGUGCGACGGUCGCCUUACGAGGAAAGAGAUCCGUACGGGGUUGUGGACUACUACGAGAAGUACAGGGCCAAUUCUUACGGAGGCAGUUAUUUCGAGGAACGCCGCGGUGUCCCCUUGCCUGCUCCAUCAGCAUCCUCCUCCACAGCUAUAAUGAGGGAACGUCUGCCUCCCUCUAAUGUCAACCCAUACGAGCGCCCUCCCCUCCCUCCUCCACCAGCCCCAGUCUCCUCAUACUACGCACGUGACCGGAGUCCGAUUCGGAGAGUUGCUGCCGAGGCGGAGGGAUAUUCAUACGAGCGUUCGCGCCUUUCUCCGGUGACCGCCCUCCCAAGAAGUUCUACCUACGAGCAUCCGCGGGAUCCCGGCGCUGAGCGGGCACGAUACACAUACUAGUCCUUGUCCCAUACAGCCAGGGCAGAGCUGAUUUACAUUAAGCAGGUAGGCUAGCCAAAGUGCCAUGUAAACAUCAAACAGUGGAUCUGAUUGCUGGUGUUGGGGGGUGGGGG